AGUUUCACUAUGAUACUCGAAUGCGACAAUAUUACUUUGAAAAAUCGACUCCCGUCAAACGAUUCAAGAGGUUCAAACAUUUUAAUGACGGGAACUAAUGUUAUUGAUCAUAUUGCCAUACCUCUAAUAAGCUGUUGCGGCGUCUUAGGAAACUUCUUAAACGUUGUUGUAUUCACAUCGCGUAUAGUUUUCUCGGAGGAGGCUAGACGCUCAAAAAAAUGGCCAAAUCAUAGUUCUUAUAUUAGAAUAUCGAUCGAGAGGUCGUUAUUAAUUUGUUUAACAUCUUGGGCAAUGUCUAAUUUUCUGAUAUGCAUAAUGGCCAUACCAAAAGCAAGCGAAGACGCGAAUCGGUUUUGGUUUGAAGAAAAGAAUUUCACAUUUUACUACGCCCUAUAUAGUACGGCAAUGUUGAACAUGCUAUCCAGAUUAUCCGUUCUAUUGGCAACUUUAAUUGUACUAUGCCAUUACUGCUGCAUUUGUUGGAGUGACUUGGCAGCAAUAAUUGUGCAUCCUCGAUAUUUAUCAGCGGCCACUCUAACGCUCUUCUUUAUUUGUGUUUUAGGACACGUUCCAGAUUUUCUUACACAGCAGUCGCACAGAUGGAAUAAUACGAAUGGUACAAAAUGGUCCACAAUAGUCCCAAAAGAGAGUGGUGCAUCUAAGCAAGAGAGCAAGCAGUUGGCAUAUAAAUUAGCCUGGUCAACAAUUGGAUUUUUUAUACCACUAGUAAUCCUCUGCUUUUGCUUUGUUUUAAUAACUAAGCAAUUAAGAACAUGUUCCAUUUCAAAAAGUACUAGGACGAAGAAGGCUACCAGAAGAGCUCUUAUAGCGGCUAUUGUUCUGGCUUUGAUGAUUGCCAUUUUGGCAACGCCUAGUGAGGUUUUAGAUUUAGUUGAUCUCUUAAUAUGCGAUCACGAAUAUUCCCUAGCAUUUAGAUUUUCAUUAAGCUUAGCAAAUUUGGCAAAUACCGUACAAUUUUCAUUCAAUUCGUUAUUCUGUUUAAUAAUUGAUGUAAAUCAUCGCCGAAGUUCCAUACAAUUGCUACGAACAUGCCAAAGGAAAAGCUUAGGAAAAGAAUCAGAAACUGAGAAAAUGAGGAAUAAGCCGACUGAAUUAUGAAACCGGUUUUUCUUCCAUUUUCACUUUAUCCUGUGUAUUUUUUUUUAAAUUUCUCUCUCUCUCUCUCUCUCUCUCUC
Dimorphilus gyrociliatus is the source of this 1196-nucleotide messenger RNA. The record is from the annotation of a GenBank genome assembly. NCBI's taxonomy places the organism in Eukaryota, Metazoa, Annelida, Polychaeta, Dinophilidae.